GAGGAGGACAGGCAGGAGUCCCAGCGGUAGAAAAGGACCGGAAAACCACGUGGAGGGGAAAAGGGAAUCCUCCUUAGGUGGUAGAAGCUUACAGGGAGCAAGGAGAGAGGUGCUGCUGGAAGGGACAAGACCAUCCCAAGGUCCCGCCCACACACCCAGCCCGAUGCCCACGAGUUUCGUCGGGAGUGCCCUGAGGGGCACUUUCUUCCUCAUCUUUGGGCUCUGGUGGUCCGUGAGGUACCCCCUGAAGUACCUGAGGAGGAAAGGGGAUGCUGAGGGCCAGCCAAGCUCCGGGACCCAGCGUGCAGAGAUCUUCGAGGGGGCUGUCAAAGCUCUCUUUGCUCUAGUAGGGAUUUUGGUGGAGCAGUUUGUCCCCACCGGUCCCCACCUGAAGCUGUACAGCCCCGAGACACACAGCUGGACAGACCUCACCCACUGGCACUACUCCACCAUCUACCUGUUCUUCCUGCUCUCUGGAAUCAUGGACAUGGUCUCGCAGUCCAGGCUGAAGCUGCCACCCGGCCUGGACCGGCUCUCGCUGUCCCUGGCUCUGCUCAUCGAAGGUUUGCUCUUCUGUUUCCGUGACUACGGCGAUGCCGCGCUGGAUCGCCACCUCCACUCCCUGCUGGCCAUGGCCAUCCUUGCUGGAGCCCUCUGUGCCCUCCUGGAGGUGUUCCUGCGAGACCACAUCAUCCUGGAGACCCUCAGGACCAGCUCCUUCCUCCUGCAGGGCUCUUGGCUUUGGCAGAUUGGGUUUGUGCUGUCCCCUCCCUGGGGAGGACCAGGCUGGGAUCAGAGUGAUCCCAGCAACCUGACCUUCCUCACCAUGUGCUUCUGCUGGCACUGCCUGGGCGCUGUCGCCGUCGUGGGCGCCAACUCGGCUGCAUCCCGCUGCUGCAACGAGUCGUGCCAGCUGCGGUUCGGGGACAUCGACGUGGAGCUGGACUGCGGGCUGUGCCUGCGCACCAAGGGCUCCCGCGGGGCUCUGCUGCCCGAGAGCGGCUCCGACGACAAAUGAGCCCCUGGCACGACGAAAGUUUCCUCCCUGCUGGCUUAGGGCUCUUGAGACGAGGUUUUUAAUUAGUCCUGGUGAACUGCAGCGGCACUGAAGGAGGAGCAUCACAAGUGGGAGGUGGGACC
This is a messenger RNA of Empidonax traillii (willow flycatcher), 1140 nucleotides long. RefSeq names its product transmembrane protein 45B-like. NCBI's taxonomy places the organism in Eukaryota, Metazoa, Chordata, Aves, Passeriformes, Tyrannidae. The record is from RefSeq and is a predicted model, not a curated record. Bases 164 to 1018 code for a protein of 284 amino acids. The transcript is spliced from 7 exons.